UUGAUAGCACCGCCACUUCACCCAGGCCCUGCUCGUAAACGUCCAGCACCAGCACCGCCAGCACAGCCUGAGUGCCCUGUUGCGUUGCGUCCGAUUGCUUCAUCAAAGAAAGUGUGCCUAUACUGUUUCAAAAACCAACUUUCCCUUCGCUUCAACGUUGCUGAUCAGCAUGCAAAAUGGAGCAGUCCUUCCAGCGUGGAAAGUAAUGGGUUAAAGACUGACAGCACUGCUGGCGAGUCUGGUAAUAUUGAUAUCGUAGGAAUGGAUGGCAGCGAAUCGUCCACCUCUUCGACAUCGACUCAGGUUUAUCACUGUUUUUUUUUUUAUUUAAAACAGCAGAAUGAUGACUAUGUGAAGCUUAUACGUGAGCAAGAUCUCAGUGAUGAAAGGAUUAAUGCAAUACCGAUACCUGUACCGCAGGCUUUAAGCCUCGAUCCAACCUUUCGAGCGGUAUCUGAGCAGCAAGUGGUACAGCAGGUGGUUCAAAAUAAGCGAUUUGAUGAGGUGGAUGUACGCGAGUCGAUGACACAUCUAUGCAAAAAACUGGCAGAAAAACGUGUGUUCGGCUCAAAGUUGAUGGCUGAGACCACUGUUGCAGGCCUCAAUCAUUCAACAUUCCCGAAUUUACCUAUUGAAGGCAUUAUGUACAUACAGCAUGUUUGCCGCAAAGUUUUGGGUGAUCGUUUUUCGAGUGAUGACGACUUCUGGGAAAGUUUGCGUGAUUCAAUGCGCAAACUUGCGGCUCGAUGUCGUCGUGUGCGUCACGCCAAGAAGACAAAAAGCUCUCGCGAAGAAGGGCUGUCAGCUGGGGAUCGUAAUGUUGGGUGGCCUGACGGAAGUGCGCUUCCAGCUACUUUGGCAAAAAUGACAUCCGCCUGGUCGCUGUUGCAACUACACAAGAAUACUGAGUCGCUGUUGCAACGUGAUAUACGUUUCGACGACACAGCUUCUCCGUAA
Messenger RNA from Angiostrongylus costaricensis, 957 nucleotides. Lineage: Eukaryota; Metazoa; Nematoda; Chromadorea; Rhabditida; Metastrongylidae. The record is from the annotation of a GenBank genome assembly.